Messenger RNA from Papilio polytes (common Mormon), 1723 nucleotides. RefSeq names its product zinc finger protein OZF-like. Gene Ontology annotation, biological process: regulation of transcription by RNA polymerase II. The coding region runs from base 121 to 1227 and encodes 368 amino acids. Gene Ontology annotation, molecular function: DNA-binding transcription factor activity, RNA polymerase II-specific; RNA polymerase II transcription regulatory region sequence-specific DNA binding. Lineage: Eukaryota; Metazoa; Arthropoda; Insecta; Lepidoptera; Papilionidae. The transcript has 2 exons. The record is from RefSeq and is a predicted model, not a curated record. Gene Ontology annotation, cellular component: nucleus.
GUUUAAAAUAAAUUAAAAAUCAAUCUUCUGUUAUAAUUUAUUUGAAUAACCCAAAUAACUUUUAACGUUGCUUAAUAUGAUACAGGAAGAAAAUCUGAAGAUAUACAGAUAAAGAAAGAAAUGGAAUCUGACAUGGAAAAUAUAGGAGCGGCUGUCUUAGUGACAGGCCGGGACGCGGGAAACGAGCGUCGUGCCGCAUUCCGAAAUAACAUUAAACUUAUCAUAGAGUCGUGCACCGCUUGCCCGUUCAAGUACAGAAAGGGCACUUACCUCUGCUUCUUCUGCAAGACCUCCUUCUUGGAACCGGAACGUCUGCGCGACCACACUCGACAGCAACAUUCCGACGUCAAACAGCUGCUCAAGCCGCGCAAGUACGAACCUUUGAAAAUGGACUUUGCGUUCACCACAUGCAAACUAUGCGGCCUCUCAAUUGCUGAUUACGAAAUGCUCAAAUCUCAUUUACGAGACCACGGUAUACAUCUAGACUGCUCCUACGGUGAUAGCAUACUGCCGUACAAUUUGACUAAAGACGAACAUCGCUGUCAAAUAUGCGGUAAACGAUACGAGAUGUUCCUAAGUCUUCAUAAACAUAUGAAUGAACAUUACGAGCACUUUAUAUGCGAGACGUGCGGGAAACGUUUUGCGACAUCACAGCGGAUGGUCAAUCACGCCAGAACACACGAGCGAGGUGACUUCCCAUGCAAGCGUUGUCAAGAUACAUUCCCUUCUUACGCGUCUCUUUACGCGCACAUAGCUAAGAUUCAUAGAUCGAAUAAGAGAUACAAAUGUCCGAUUUGUGAUGAAAAAUUCGCCUCCUACAAGCAUCGUUUGAAACACCUCAAUGAGAUUCACGGAGAGAAAACAGCGAUAUUCCCCUGUCCGUCCUGUCCUCGGGUUUUCGAUCUGUGCAGCAGACGAACAGCUCAUAUACGGUUCCAACACCUCCAAGAGCGCAACCACUCCUGUCCAUUGUGCUUUAUGAAGUUCUUUACUAAAUACGAACUCCAAGAACAUUCGAUCAAGCACGGCGGAGAGAGGAUAUACCAGUGCGAUGUCUGCAAGAAAUCUUACGCCCGGUUGAAGACGUUACGAGAACAUAUGCGAAUACAUAAUAAUGAUAGGCGUUUUGUUUGUCCCGUGUGUGGGCAAGCGUUCAUACAGAAUUGUAGUUUAAAACAGCACAUCCGAGUACACCAUCCUAAUCAAACUAAAUCCGAUGUAUUUUAAAUUAUUGAUUCCUUCUAGUCAAUUCAAGUAGGAUUAGAGGCUAUAUCUUAUUUAAACUUGAUUCUAUUUCCUAUUUUAAUAGAAUGAAAUAAAUGUAUCAAUAAAUUUUAUGUUGCAUGUUUUUUUUUUAACUAAUACUCACGCAAUAUGCAAUAUAUUUGAAGCAUUUUAAGCCCUAUUUCUAAUCAUUUGCGAUUAGCCAUUGUACAUUAAACUGGAGAGAACUUUUUACUUGAUGAAAUAUUUUGUAAUCUACUGUAACAACAAUUAUGGUAUUUAAAAUAUGAUAACCUUUCUGGUAUUGAAGUCGGAUCGAUAACCGCUGAUAUUAGGCUAUAAACCGGUUUAGUGUUUACGAGUUUCGAAGUUACAGUUCCAACAAUAUACUCAACGCAACAACAAGAGAUUUUCUAGUUCAACUGAGUUACCAGAUAAGACAUUAAUCUAGAUUUGUGUUAAUAUGUUGAGGUUUAAGUUCACACGAAUAUUUUCUCAU